Pseudomyrmex gracilis is the source of this 1750-nucleotide messenger RNA. It is a transcript of the gene Rpn11, whose product is annotated as 26S proteasome non-ATPase regulatory subunit 14. The transcript has 6 exons. Bases 123 to 1058 code for a protein of 311 amino acids. The record is from RefSeq and is a predicted model, not a curated record. Gene Ontology annotation, biological process: protein deubiquitination; proteasome-mediated ubiquitin-dependent protein catabolic process. Gene Ontology annotation, molecular function: proteasome binding; protein binding; metallopeptidase activity. Lineage: Eukaryota; Metazoa; Arthropoda; Insecta; Hymenoptera; Formicidae. Gene Ontology annotation, cellular component: proteasome regulatory particle, lid subcomplex.
GAGCUUUUCGUGAAGAUAACCAACCAAGAACAGACUGCGCUCGUGAUUAUGCACAUUUGAGGCGUCGGGUGAGAGUUGUGUCAACGAAUAAUCGCGGUAUUAAGUUCAACUUACACGCCAGAAUGGAUAGAUUGUUACGAUUAGGCGGUGGAAUGCCGGGUUUAAAUCAAGGCCCACCACCUUCUGACGCACCUGUUGUGGACACAGCUGAGCAGGUGUACAUAUCAUCUUUGGCUCUCUUAAAAAUGCUUAAACAUGGUCGCGCUGGAGUGCCAAUGGAAGUGAUGGGUUUGAUGCUUGGAGAAUUUGUUGACGAUUAUACUGUUCGUGUUAUCGAUGUUUUUGCUAUGCCGCAAACAGGAACGGGUGUCAGUGUUGAAGCAGUUGAUCCAGUGUUCCAAGCAAAAAUGUUGGACAUGUUGAAGCAGACUGGUCGACCAGAAAUGGUAGUUGGGUGGUAUCAUUCUCAUCCUGGAUUUGGGUGCUGGCUGUCAGGAGUCGACAUCAACACCCAACAAUCUUUCGAGGCUCUCAGUGAAAGAGCUGUAGCAGUUGUCAUCGAUCCUAUACAAUCGGUGAAAGGAAAAGUCGUUAUUGAUGCAUUUAGAUUAAUCAAUCCAAACAUGAUGGUUUUGGGACAAGAACCGAGGCAGACCACGUCGAAUUUAGGUCAUUUGCAGAAACCGUCCGUUCAAGCUCUGAUACAUGGAUUGAAUCGACAUUACUACAGCAUUAGCAUUAAUUAUCGUAAAAAUGAACUCGAGCAGAAGAUGCUGCUGAAUUUACAUAAAAAAACCUGGAUGGACGGUCUUACCCUUGCUGAAUACUCAGAACACAGUCGUCUCAAUGAAAAUAUUGUUUCAGAAAUGCUUGAACUCGCGAAGAACUACAACAAGGCUUUAGAAGAAGAAGAGAAGAUGACGCCUGAACAAUUAGCCAUAAAAAAUGUGGGCAAGCAAGAUCCAAAACGGCAUCUCGAAGAAAAGGUCGAUGCUCUAAUGGCUACAAAUAUUGUUCAAUGUUUGGGAGCUAUGCUCGAUACAGUUGUAUUCAAAUAACCGUGUUUCUUUACGUUCAAAACCUGGUAUUUAAAAAAGAAAAUAUACAUCUUUUUAAAAUAGAAAUAUGAUGCAUUCCUAAUUGUCUCACCAACAAACAAUAUGUGUGUGAUAAAUUUUAAAUUUUAUUAAAAAUGUCGCUUUAUAUAAAUUUGAUUUUUGGUCUGCGAAGUAAUUUUUGCGAAUCGUAGAUUGAGACACGUAAAUGCUUUUACAAACACAAAGGAUUGUACAAUAUCUAGAUGAUAACACAAUUCAUUUGUAUAUAAAAAUAGCUCAUCUUGAAUAUUAUUAUGGAAGUCAGAUUGUGAUACACCAGAAUAUCUUGGGAUAUUAUAUCUCUGACGGUAUAUUUAUCAUUGCUUAUUUUAUAGCAAUGAUUUGUGCAAAACUAUAAAACAGAAAACCACAUAUCUUUUAUCAAAAAAUACAUCAGUGUAUCUCAUAUAAAACUAGUUCUUCCUUUUCAUAAUUAAAAUAUAAAUGUAUAAUAAAUCUUCUUAUUUCAACAAGUUACUAAAUAAGAAAAAUAAUUCAAAUUGAUAAAAGUAACAGUAUAUAAAUGCAAGAAAUGUAAAAAGUAGCAAAAUUCACAGAUUUUAGUUUUUGCUCGAAACAUAAAAGCGUAGAAUUCGAGGAGUUACUGUACGCGAAGUAAAAUAUCGUCUGUAUCAAACUUUAAAAAAAAAAAA